Molecule: messenger RNA, 980 nt
Organism: Tricharina praecox
Lineage: Eukaryota; Fungi; Ascomycota; Pezizomycetes; Pezizales; Pyronemataceae
Exons: 3
Coding region: 140-874 (244 amino acids)
Source: RefSeq, a predicted model, not a curated record
UCCAUAACAUGGGCAGAAUGUUUAUGAAAACCCACUUGCACAAGGCAUUUAUUUCACCUUGUUGGGAAAUGAUCACACAUAAGCAUAACAUCCAUAAUCGAAUCACCAUACCAAACAAUAUCACCCCGCAAUCGUCACAAUGCCCUCGCCGGCGAGCUCUCGGUCUUUACUCUGCUCUGCCUCACCGGCACCAGAACCGGCACUGCCCACCCCUCCCCCCUCCCCCAGUUUCAAGAUAAUCGUCCACCGCCCCAUUGCGCACCCUCUCCCACCAGCGCACAUCGCCACGCUGCGCUCAAUGAUCAACACCUCCUUCCCGGCAGCGGAGCUAGCCAGCUUCGCCAACCUACGCCUUCCCAGCGAAGCUGCCGCCGAGCUGUGCAACUCUGAUCGUUGGAUGCUCUGCAUGUACAGCUCUGGCGCACCUCCUGGCGGGCCAAUCGCCGCUCUCCCUCCCGCCGCGGAUCUCAACGGUAUCCACCACGACUUGCACGGGUGGUAUGUGGUGGGAACGGUGUCGUUGUCACUGGAAAGGGAGGGCACGGUCGAAACGCACGGGAACGGCGUGGCUGAGGGCCCACUCAGAGACGGCGGGCCGCGCGAGUGGCAUGUUCAUCUGCUGGGGAUCAACCUUACGAUGGGAAAGUUGGGUCUUGGAGCGAGGUUGUUGGAGGCCGCUGAGGAGUUUGUUACAGGCCACAGUGCCCAGGGAGAAUGCGAGACGCUUGUUGCGUACGGGAUCGUGGAGUUUGGGAAAGCAGAGUACUAUGAGAGAAGAGGGUUUACGGAGAAGUCACAUACCUGGGUAGAUACGCAGGUAGAACACCAAUUAGGGAAGAAGAGCGGUUUAUUGCUCGCGGUAGAUGGAGGUUGAUCUUGUCUGAUGGCUUUUCUGGGGGCAUGCAAUCGAUGGUAGAUAACAGUGAUUGAGAGAGCUAGAAAGCCGGUGAUAAAGCGUGAAGCUUGCUCUCGAAUAUUCA